Messenger RNA from Cololabis saira (Pacific saury), 3786 nucleotides. RefSeq names its product storkhead box 1 (gene stox1). Gene Ontology annotation, cellular component: nucleus; cytoplasm. The transcript is spliced from 4 exons. Gene Ontology annotation, molecular function: DNA-binding transcription activator activity, RNA polymerase II-specific; RNA polymerase II transcription regulatory region sequence-specific DNA binding. The record is from RefSeq and is a predicted model, not a curated record. Lineage: Eukaryota; Metazoa; Chordata; Actinopteri; Beloniformes; Belonidae. Bases 164 to 3448 code for a protein of 1094 amino acids. Gene Ontology annotation, biological process: positive regulation of transcription by RNA polymerase II.
CAGAGGAACCAUCCGUCCUCUGCGUCUCCGCUCGGCAGACGCGCACCGGGGGGAAUGCGUGGCUAAAACCCCACGUUCCGCUUUGGAAACGCGUCUUUUAAGCAGUGCAUUUACAUUUCAAACAUGUUAGCCCCCUCCCGGAGCCAGUAAAGCCGGCCCAGAGAUGUCUCUCCAGCCGCGGCUGGUGCAGCUCUCCGCCGCGUCCCUGGCCGUGGUGUUCGGGCCGGACGAGGAGAGUUUACGCGCCGGCGGAGGCGCGUUCCACGCCAACAGCAGCGCAAGUGGCCAGGAGAUUUUUGCGGACUUCAAAGCGCAAAACUCGCGCAGUUUCUGGAAUAAGAGGCUCGUUAAGGCCAUAGCCGAGGUGUACUUCCAAGGAUGGAUGGAAAACUUGGUGCUUUUCAUUCAAGGGAACGCGAACAACUUGGAGGUGCUGAGAGAAGCGUGGAUGCGCAGGGCGCUCCGGUCCCCGAAGGGAUUCAUCAUUAAAGCUGUCGGUGACCUCUCCCCGGUGCAGAUGUGUCCCGUUCCUCAGUCUCAGUUCAUUCCCUUGGCCGAGGUGCUGUGCUCAGUCAUCUCCGAUAUGAACUCGGCCGAAAUCACUGUCAGCCAGGAGGCACUUGUCAACUACAUGAGCAAAUCCCAUCCAGGGAUAACCAUCCCUACUCAGGACAUCCUCUACAACGCACUCGGCACUCUCAUCAAAGAGCGCAAGAUCUACCAUACAGGAGAUGGAUACUUCAUCGUCACUCCUCAGACCUAUUUCAUCACCAACAACACUGCCCGAGAAAAGAACUGGUGGGUUCCUGGCUCAGCCGACGACCUUCCGUUGCCUCCUCCUAUCACUUACCUUCUGAGCAAUGAAGUCUGUGUGGAGGGCAAUCAAACGCUUCCUGUGGCCCACUGCAAGUCUUGCAGCUGUUUCAGCCCGCCCCAGAUCUCCUCAAACAUUACCACUACCGCCGAAACAGCCACUGUUCCUGCCUCCGCCGUCCCCGAUCAGCAUUCUCUCUCUGUGUCCAUAAGUGAAUGCACAGGCAAAAGUCUGAAGUGGCCGCGGCCAUCGGAUCACAAGCCCUCGGUGCAGCAUCAGUCUACCUCCACAGUAGCAGAUUGCCAGGCAAGCGAAAUCAGCAAAACCACCACCGCCACCACCAAUGCAACGGGUCGUAAAGAAAAGGACAACAAACCAGGAAGAAAGUUUGGUCUCAAUUUGUUCAGGAGAAAUGGAAGUAAAAAGGAGAAGCCGAAAAAGGAGUAUGCUUCGUUUUCGGGCCAGUUCCCUCCAGAAGAGUGGCCGGUAAGAGAUGAGGAUGACUUGAACAAUUUACCCCGUGACCUGGAGCAUGCCAUCAUCAAACGCAUUAACCCUGAACUGACCGUGGACAACCUCACACGCCACACAGUCCUCAUGAAGAAGCUGGAGGAGAAAAAGGAAAGGGUGAUAGACAGAGUGUUGGAUAGAGGUCUGGAAAAAGAUGAUAAGGGAGUUGACAAGGGAAUGUCUACAGACAUCCUUAUAUACUCGAAACACAGGCAUCAUCACUCAUCUAAAACAGGUGCAGGAAAGAGGUCCACCCAGAGGCCCUCUCGCAGCAAGAGGAGGGCCCACUCAUCCAGAGAGAAGCAGAGGGAGAGAGAGAAGGACAGGGUUAAAUGUAAGGGUCCCACAUGUCCAGACAAUUAUCCAGAUGAUUUAAUUCCAACCCGGCUCAGAGAAAUCCCAAUUGAUGCACCAGAUCAAGAGGAGGAGGGAGGAACGGCUGAGGGAAAAUCUCUUUAUAAGAAACGCAUCGAGAACCCUUUCCAGACUCACCCAGUCAAAGACACUGAGAUAAUAAUUCCCAACCUCCGGGAGCAUACACGACAAGAGGUGAAAGAGAGCAAGGCCUCUGGGAUAGGGAGGAGGGAGCGAACGAGUCACCGCUCUAAAUCAUGGGAUCCACACCGGGCCAAAGUGACGGCAGGUGAUGGAGAUGCUGCAGCGAAAUUCCCUUUGUCUGAGGGGAUGUACAACCGUACCCAUGAGAAGGACUUCAUCGCUGACCAUCUGCUCCAGCCUGACAAGAAGCUCAGCAGAGACCCGCCUCUGGACUACAACUCAUCCUACCCCCAGAGCAGCACGCUCCGGAUAGACGACAAGAUCCGACAUCAGAGUGAAGGAAACUGUAGAGAGGUUUGGGAAAGAGAAGGCAAAAAUGGUCAAUUUCCGGAUCAGCAGGAGUACAAAAAUGUUUCAGAGCACAGCCAAAAUAGAGAUGAUGAUCUUGCUAAUGUCCAACAGUAUUCCAAUAUGAAUGUUGUUCCUCUUCCCCAUCCCUACGAGCGUGUCGUAACCCACUCAUAUGAGCCGAAGGGGUCCCUGCCCAAGCCUUCUUUACAGCGGAAACAUUCCCUCAGACUCUCUAAUCAACCAAGAGAUGAUCUCCAUAAGCCUGGUGAGCUCUCUGUGACUACACACGUCAGUAAACACGAGAUAAGACCCGUCAGCCACAGAGAGCAGUGGACCACGAGACAGGGAGAACAGCUGGAACUGACAUCUGACAGCACCCCCCUAAUCCCAGACACUGACCGCUUCAUAGAGGACGACUAUCCUCUCUAUCAAAGAGCAGCUGAGCCGCAGGACGACGACGCCUGCAGCUCCUUGUGUCUGAAUCUUAAUGAGAGUAUGGAUACUCCACAUGAGUAUCAAGCUGGUGUAGGGAGCUAUCAUAGCCAUGAAUCCCACCUGCAACAUCAGGGACCCCACCGUAACUAUUAUCAAGCCAACUUUCAACAGUCCCAAGUUGCCUUCAAACCAGAUUCACUGGACAGCACUCUGAAAGAUUUUAAUCCCCCUGCAACCUUGACUGGAGCUUCCCCUGACCCUACAAAGACAGGGGAGAACAGCUGGAGAUGCCAUCAUCGUAAGAUUAGAUCAGAGGACACUCAGAGCGAGCCCAGCCCUGCGAGAGGCACGGCGAUCAAAGACGAAAGACGCUAUGAAACUAAUCUGGGUGAGGAAUGCUUGGAGGACGGUGAAGCAGCGGACAGUAGCAUCUUUGACUACUGCCAGGCCAGCGAGGUCGAGUCAGACUCAGAGACUGUGCGGAAGUCAGCUGACGAAGGUGACAGUGAGUCUGCUCACUGGGGAGCUCAUGUGGAAGAAGUGCAGGAGGAUGAGUUUGAUGCUGAGGAAGUUUCUCAGAGCCGCAGAGCAGUUCAGACCACACCCAGCGGAGCCAGGAGAGCAGAGGCUGGAGAGAUGGCAGAGAACCAGAGCAUCACAGGAGACAGCGGCAUAGACUCCCCGCGGACCCGCGUCAGUCUGACUUCCAGCAACACUGUGAUUCUCGAAGGCCUCAAAAGAAGAGGCUUUCUGCAAAACCUGGAGAAGCUGCACUCAAAGAGUAGCACUAUGCGACCGCAGAGUUCACUGCUCCAACUCACCCCCGUCAUGAAUGUGUAGCAAGAACUGCCUGAAAUGUUGAAGGGUUAAAACUAUGUGUCUCCAGUUGAGUACAUCAAAUAUUGUAAACAUAUUCAAUACUGGGGGUUUGUGCUGCGCUGUACCCAAUAACAACAGGUAUCAAUGUAAAGAUGUAAAGAUUUCCUUGUAAAUAUUUCUAAAAACAAUAUUCUGUGGUUUAUCUAUUCCAUGAGUGGCUGAAGUAUGUGGUGCUGAAUGCAGUUUUCUUUCUCAACUUACCUCAGUCGUUAAAAUGCUAUUAAGAGCAAUAAACUACCGUGGCUUUUUCUUCUUUUCCUUGUAUCCUAGCUGUCACCGAAAAUAAAACUGUAUAUAUC